GAAAGGGUGCAGAGGAGAUUGCCUGCGCAAUGAUCACUUUUGGUUUUCAUGGGAAAGAGUAAACAGUCGACACCUCCCCGAAGUGCCGCCUGCUUACUCCUUUCCGUAGAUGCUGUCCCGCCGGAUGAGUUCCUCCAGCAUUUUGUGUCUGAUUUCCAGCCUCUGCAGAUAGUCUCGUGCUUGUUAAACUUUCCAUGACUCCAUCGUCCCAUGUGUGGUCAAGGAAGGAUUAGUGCCGCAUAGCCCAACUCGCUCGCGAACCGGCCGGGUUUCGAAAAAUUUGAACUUCUUACAUAGACCGUACAGUUUUGUUGGCAGCUAGGUGGAGCCUGCCUUACGUUCCGCCAUUCGUUUCAGGCGAUUCAAUUUCUUAAGAGAGUGACGGGAGAACCAGAGAUACUAAAUUCUGGAGAUGCUGGAAAUCCCGAGCAAUACACACAAUGCUGAAGAACUAAUUUCAAUGAUGAGAAACGAUCUCGCUGAGUGAACAAAACCGUUCAGAAGUUUUUGCUGCAAAGUUUAACUUGUAUUAACUUCCUGACCUUUAUCUCAAAGUGCAGACUGGUUAAGGACUGAAAAUUCUCAUUGUCGGGAGGAUGAUCUUCUCUUCCAUUUUGAAGAAAUUUCCCAGUUACAGAGAUAUAAAAUAAAUUUGAGGAGAAAGGCAACCUCAUUUCUAGACUCCAAAGCAUCAGUUUAUAAAAACAUCAUCUGACUCAAUAUAAUCGCUGCUCCACAUGCAGUGGUUGUCUAUAUUGUAUUGUUGAUCAAUCUGCCUGCCUACUGAAAAACAUUAAAAGGUGACUCGAUGUCACAGAGACUUUCAAAAGUACUGGCUUGAUUUGGAAGAAAACAAUGGCCGAUUCAUCACAAUCUUUCUGAAAACUUCAAUUACUCUAUCACGUAGAGUCUGUUUCAUCAAAGUACUCCAGAACAGAGCUGGGGUUACUGCGCCCCCCUGUGAGUCAUACUGUUUGUUCAGUGCACAUUUGCCAUUAUUCACUGAUUCCCUGACGAGGAUCCAUUCCUUGUUCCUGAUUUUGCACUGCUAUCAAGCACAUUUCAGCAUGUUGGCCACGGUGAAGCCUGGGUAUUUCUUCUAUUUCUUGUCUUUUGCAUUGCUGCUGUUUACUGCAUUUAUCGCUAUCACGAACAAGACGUACCUUUUACAACACCAGUUCACGACACCGAAACAAUGCAGCUGCAAACGCUGUGUCUCUGAAUUAGGUGUGUCGGAAUGGUUUGACAAGCGCUACGUUUCCAACAUGAUGCCCUUCCUGACCAAAAGUAACAAAACUAUUCCCUUGGUGGCUUAUAAUUGGUGGAAGAGGCUUCAAGGUAACGCCAAUCAACCCAAUAUCAGCACUGUAUUAGAGGAACUAUUUGAGGUGUUUCCAGGAGACAGCCUGCCCAUGGACGCCGGACCAAAAAGGUGCAGGACAUGUGCUGUGGUAGGGAAUUCUGGGAAUUUGAUAGGAUCCAAAUAUGGACCAUCGAUUGACUCUCACAAUCUUGUGAUGCGGAUGAACCAUGCAAAGACCGUUGGCUACGAGGCGGAUGUGGGUAGAAAAACCACACAUCAAUUCAUGUAUCCUGAAAGUGCACAAAACCUAGCAGAAAAUGUUUCUUUGGUCCUGAUACCAUUUAAAAUAUUGGACUUACGGUGGCUAAUAAGUGCCUUUACCACGGGGAGGAUCACCCGUACGUAUACUCGAGUGUUGAAUAAAAUCAAGGCAGAUAGAGAUAAGGUAUUAGUUGUGAACCCACAUUUUUUUAAGUACAUUCAUAACAACUGGACUGAGAAUCACGGGAGGUACUCAUCAACAGGAAUGAUAACCCUAAUUUUUGCACUUCAUGUCUGUGAUGAGGUGGAUGUUUAUGGAUUUGGUGCCAACAAAUUGGGGCACUGGCAUCAUUACUGGGAGAAGAAUCCGGGAGCAGGUGCUUUCCGAAUAACGAAAGUUCAUGAUGGAGAUUUUGAAGCCAAUGUCAUCCAGACACUUGCCAAUAUUAGCAAAAUACAGUUUUACAAAGGUGCUUAAGCCUGCAAGAAUGUGACUCAUGUCCAGGCAAAUGCAUAUUGUAUCUAUCUGUAUUCAUUGAGGUGAUGGAAAUGGGAACACUAUCUUAAACUCAGGCAAAUAGAAAGAAAAACUACUCUAUACCAUAAUGUGCUUUAACUUUAAAUUUAAAAGGGCAUUCUUACUGUGAGAUUUUGGUGUUCUUCCGAUUUUUAGAUUCCCUCUAUCAUUUUGAUUCUAUCGAUUGUAAUUCUCAAUACCAGCCUAGUAAGAUAAUUAAGAUAUUGUGUAGCCAGCAACUCAGUUAGCAUCAUCUCAACUCUUCGCAUUCACCCUGAGCUUUGGUGAAGAAAGAUUGCCAACCUGGCAUGAAUUUUCGUUGCAAGUCUAGAAAGAUUCAAGAUUCAUUGGGGUCCUGUGCAUGGUUAUCUGGUUUUCUGGACAGAAUAAUUGAUUUAAACGUUUCAAAAGGCAGGAGAAAAACUCUCUUCUUGGUUUAGUGCCUUAGCAGCUCAAAAGUUGACUUGGCAACAUAUGCACAAAGGCAUCUGAUGAGGCUGGCGCUGGGACUUCAACAUGAUUCUUACCAUCCAGAUUUGCAGUUGGGUGAGAUUACCCAGAAUCACAUAUUAGCAUCCUGGAAUCAUAUCCUAGGUUGUCCUCAAUUCUAUAACAUUUAGGAGAAUAGUGAAGAUCAGAGAGUAAGUACAAGGAAGUAAAAAACAUGGACACAGUCCUGUCGUGCAACUGCACUAUGUCUAUAUGUUUAUAAAAAGGCUACUUCUUAACUGUGAUUAAGAAUUGUCAGUUAAGCUUUUUCUUCCAUUCUUGCUAUGAAUUACUCAGACAACUUAAUUUCAAGACUUUUGAGAUCUUGUGCAUUGAGGUGUUUAUGAGGAAGACUUCCCAUUCUGAUCUCAGCGUGAAGAAGUAUUCCUGUGCUGACUUACGACAGCUGCAAAGGAUACUCUUGUAGUUGUAAAGUGAAGGUUAAAUCAAAAGAAUAUUGUUAUUCUUCAAAACAACUUGCCUUACGUUCCCUAUUAAAGGUUAGCUGAGCAUUUAAGCAAAUGCAUCCUGUGGAAAAGGUAUUACAUCAGAAUUCAACUUCCUCCAUAAAAACUUCUGCCAAUAGUUUGAUUUUCUCCGUUGAAGUAAUAGCACAAAAUAUUUAUGAAGACAAGUCAGGACUUUGAUAGAACUGUAAUGUUCACAGGAGAACAUCCACCACAGAAAGAAUAAAAAUUACUUUAUGGACAGAAACAGGACUUUUAAAAAGAACAAAUGUUAAUGUUUCAUAUGUUAACAGACAAAUGGCCUUAAAAGGGUGGUAGAAGGAACUGAAUUUACUAGUCCAGUGAAGCUAAAUGCAUUUGAGGCAAAGAAAGGAUCUACUGUGCAUCUAAUCACAAACAAGAGAAAAUCUGCAGAUACUGGAAAUCCAAGCAACACACUAGAGCAGGGGUCAGCAACCUUUACCACUGAAAGAGCCACUUGGACCCGUUUCCCACAGAAAAGAAAACACUGGGAGCCGCAAAACCCGUUUGACAUUUAAAAUGAAAUAACACUGCAUACAACGUUUUGUUUUGCCUUUAUGCUAUGUAUAAACAAACUACAAUGUGUUGCAUUUAUGAAAUUGAUGAACUCCUGCAGAGAAAACGAAAUUACAUUUCUGCAUGCAACAAAAACAUUUUGAACUCCGAAAAAAAGAGGUUGGGUUUCAGGUUACUUUUAAGUAAAAUACUCAAUGUCUAUUUGAGUUCUUCUUGUAUUUAUGAAAAACGCCAAACUUAAAUUUGCCGCCAGCAGCAAACCAAAAAUAACGUCAGCCAGCUGUCAACCUGAAAAAUAAAAGGACUAUUUCACUGAACAAUGAAAACAUAUGAAUAUACGUAAAAUAAUAGGCAAUUAAAAUAUUUAUCAUACUUGUUCAGGUUGACUCACACCUGACAAUGCAGUCGUAUUCAGUAGGGAUGGAUCGAUGCUUAGGGGAGUGACCGGGAAGGAUAAUGUCUUUUUUUCCUCUCUGAACUCACAGAAGCGUUUCCCAAAUGAUGUUUGCAUUGCGAUGAUUGCAGAAUGUAAAUACUCCGAAUUUAUCAUGUCGUGACCUUGUUUGAACUCUCUCAAAUUGGGGAAGUGAGACAAUGUGCCUUUCUGUAAAUCUCUGGCAAGCACUGUCAACUUGCGCUCGAAUGCCAAAACAUCCUCCAACAUGUGCAGAGCUGUACGUCCUUACCCCGUUGAAGAGCUGUGUUCAGCGUGUUCAGGUGCGCUGUCAUGUCUACCAUGAAGUGUAGCUUUUCCAGUCACUCUGGCUGUUCCAGCUCAGGAAAGUUGAGCCCUUUGCUGCCCAGGAAAGUUUUCACUUCUUCCAGACACGCGACAAAGCGUUUCAGCACCUCCCCUCUGGACAGCCAGCGAUAAAAACACGUUGUAGCGGUGUGCUACACGCAGUCAGUAAACUGCAGUCAAAGAUAGCUUUAUUCGAACUAAACAGCCUUGCUUUUAAGCCUCCCUCAACCCGCCCCCCCAUGGGCGCGGAUGCUGCAAAAGACACGUACUCACAAACCCCCGUAGGCUAUCUCCCUUAGCCUGAACGCUGGCUAAUUGUGAGCCGGUUCGGAUGUGUCAGGAAAUGGGUCGCCACAACGUCUUAUUUAGAUUGUACAAGAUCACCAUAAUCUUCACAUUUAGAUUUACAUUUCAAAAACUAACAAACUAACAUAAAAUACAUUUUAAUUAAAUACUGACCAUGUAGCGGUGUGCUACACGCAGCGCUAAAAUUACGACACGGAGUCGGUAACUGCAGUCGAAGGAAAAAACUUUAUUCGAAAUCUUCAGCCUCACUUUUAAGCCUCCCUCAACCUGCCCCCCCAUGGCGCAGAGGCUCCAAAGCUCUGUGCUCGCAAACCCCCGUAGGCUAUCUAAUUGUGAGCCGGUUUGGAUGUGCCAGGAAAAGGGUCGCCACAACCAAUUAUUUCCCAAAGCAACAGGGAGCCGCAGCAUAGACGUAAAAGAGCCACAUGUGGCUCCGGAGCCGCGGGUUGCCGACCCCCGCACUAGAGGAACUCAGAAGGCCAGGCAGUAUCUAUAGAAAAAAGUACAGUUGAUGUUUCAGGCCAAGACCCUUCAGCAGGACUGGAAAAAAAAUGAGGAGUAGGAUUAAAAGAUGGGGGAGGGGAGAGACAAACACAAGGAACCUCCCUCUGGUGCUCCUCCCCCCUUUUCUUUCUUCCAUGGCCUUCUGUCUCUUCAAUCAGAUUGCUCCUUCUCCAACCCUGGAUCUCUUUCACCAAUCAACCUCCCUGCUCUUUACAUCAUCCCUCUCCCUUCAGCUUUUACCUGUCACCUUAUGUUUGUCUCUUCCUCCACCUUUUACACAUCAAGAGAGUUCAUAUUGAAAUAAGGUCUACCCUCAUAGGAACCUACUCAGAUUCACACAGACCCGUUGGGUCUUCAGAGUUAAUUCCCUGAAUUAACCUUUAAAAGCCUAGAGAUGAAGAAGUCGCUAACUAAACUUAACCAUUUUUCAGUGGAGGGGUAUUGUCACUAAUUUAGAUUCCAGGUAAAUUCUGACUUCACUGGUGAACAAGUAAUUUUCUAUCAAACAUAUUGUUGAGAGCCAACUUGACUUCUGUGGGUCCGUGAAUUAUUCUCAGAAUCAAAGGCUUUUACGGAAUUAUUUUUUAGUUUAAACUUAAUAAUGGAUGGAAUGAAAAGUAGGGUCCAGUUUUUGAAGUUGAGGUGAUAGGGGUGUAAUAAUUCUGAAUUCUCUUGAAUUUUGUAUUCUAUUGUAUAUUGUUUACUAUUUAGGAUUCAAGACACAAACCUAUAUUAGUAAUAUUUUAGCAUUACAAUAAGUUUAAUAUAUAAUCUAUUUAAUUAUCUCUAAUUAUUCAUCGCCUACUUUGGUGUUACUUUUUUGAAUAAUAAUAUGGGAAAUUACUUCAUAAAUUAGUUUAAAAUCAAAGUAAUUAUAUUGUGCAGAGAAGUCCAUUUGUAAAUGAAUCAUAUAGAACAGGGCUGUUCCAGCCCUUGUCCAAUUUUGAAAUGAUGAUAAUAUCAUUCAUGUGAAACGUGAUAAUACUGCCCUGUCAGGUGUCUGGUUUUGAUUAAUGUCCAGAAAGACUUCAUUGCAAGCUGUUGAAUUGAGAAUCAGUUAUAUACAACUAGGUAGAAAACAAAGAAUUCUACCAGCUUGUUGUAACUCUAUGACACUACUCUCUGGCUGUAACAAUACAGAAUGAGACCCUGGAAAAUAUUGACUGUGUCUCU
Messenger RNA from Hypanus sabinus (Atlantic stingray), 6299 nucleotides. RefSeq names its product CMP-N-acetylneuraminate-beta-galactosamide-alpha-2,3-sialyltransferase 1-like. The record is from RefSeq and is a predicted model, not a curated record. Bases 1068 to 2042 code for a protein of 324 amino acids. The transcript is spliced from 7 exons. Lineage: Eukaryota; Metazoa; Chordata; Chondrichthyes; Myliobatiformes; Dasyatidae. Gene Ontology annotation, molecular function: beta-galactoside (CMP) alpha-2,3-sialyltransferase activity.